Messenger RNA from Hydra vulgaris (swiftwater hydra), 1257 nucleotides. The record is from RefSeq and is a predicted model, not a curated record. Lineage: Eukaryota; Metazoa; Cnidaria; Hydrozoa; Anthoathecata; Hydridae.
AUGCUAAACGAUUCAUAUAAAAAAUUAGGUUCUGAAGGAACCCAGGCUUCGCUAGAAGAAUUAUUAAGAUUAAUAGAAGAAAGAUUAAGAUUAAUAGAAGAAAAAUUAGAUGUUAUUGAUACUAAAGUCACCUUAAAAGAAAAAAAUUACUAUGGGAAAAAUGAAGAUGAUGAAAUUACUGAAAUUACUGAAAUUACUGAAGUUACUGAAACUACUGAAGUUACUGAAGAUAAUGAAGAUAAUGAAGUUGUAUAUGAUCUUGAAGAAAACCCAAAUAUAUAUGAAGGAAUUGAAAAAUAUGAAUUCCAUGAAUUUACAUCAAAUAUUAAUUCUAAUUUAAAUUCAGGAGAAAUAAGAAUUUAUGUUUACGAUCAAGAUAUAUUUACACUUCCAUCUGAAGCUUUUCUCUUGUUUGAAGGAAGACUUGUAAAAGCAGAUGGAAGUGCAUAUGCAAAUACAGAUGCAAUAACACUAACACACAAUGGAAUUAUGCAUUUAUUUAGUCAAAUAAGAUACGAAUUAUCAUACGAAGAAGUAGAAUCAGUUGAUUUUUCAGGUCAAGCAACUACAUAUAAAGAUACUACAUCAACAGCAGAUUUAGUUAAUAAUGCAGGAUUUUCAGCAAGACAGCAAUAUAUAAUUCAAAUGCCAACUGAAAAAGGUUCAUUUGAAUUUAGUAUUCCAUUAAAGCACAUUUUUGGAUUCUGUAAUGAUAAAAACAAAGUUAUUUAUGGAAUUAAACAAAAACUAACUCUUUUUUUUAAAAUAAUUGAAAAUAAAUUUACACUUCAAUUACCUUUUCUUUCACGACAGUGUGGUACUAAAUUUGUUCCACAAAAUACAUCAUUUGACUGGAGAUUAGGAAUAAGAACUACUAAAAAACCUAGAUAUAUACUUGUUGGUUUUCAAACAAAUAGAGAAGGAAAUCAAGAACAAAAUGCUUCAUUGUUUGAUCAUUGUGAUUUAAAAAACAUGUGGAUAGAACUUAAUGAAGAAAGAUAUCCUGCUUCUGAUUAUAAUUUAUCGUUCUUAAAUCAACAAUUUUCAAGUGCUGAAUAUAAAGAUUUAUACCCACUUAUGUUUUUUGAUGUGAGUGAGCAAUCAGAAAAAAUAAAAUCAUCAAAAAAAGUAAAUAUUAUACUUAAAGCAGAAUUUAACACACCUGUUCCAGCAGGUACUAAAGCAUUUGCUGUUGUAAUAUCAGAUAGAAUAGCAAAACUUACUUAUAAUGUAUUUGGAUUAAGAUUUGAAUAUUAG